AUGGGCGUGCAUCCCAGCCUGUCCGCCAUGCCCGGCAUGCUCAGCGCACUAAACCCACCCGUCCGCCCCUUCUCGACCUAUACGCUCCAAUCGGCCUUGCUGGCGGACAUCCAGGACGCCCUCCUGUCCUCGGGCCCACGGGGCAUCCUGCGUGGCGCCCAGGUCGCCAGGAUCGCGGCCGGCCUGACCCUGGAGCAGGCGCAGCGCGUCGCCCAGCGCCGGCCGCCCCUCUCAGGCCCGGCGGUGCUGCGCAGGCUGUGCGAGGGGCUGGGGGCCACCUACAUCAAGCUGGGUCAGGUCAUCGCUUCCAUGCCCUCCUUCUUUCCGCCAGAGUAUGUCCAGGAGUUCCAGGCAUGCCUCGACGCGGCCCCCCCCGUCCCCUUCUCCGAGAUCAGGCCGCUGAUAGAGGCAGCCGCAAAGGCCCCCCUGCACAGCGUCUACGCCCACAUCGACCCGGUCCCCCUGGCUGCCGCCAGCGUGGCACAGGUGCACGUGGGCGUGCUGCGUGCCUCUGGAAAGCGCGUCGCGAUCAAGGUGCUCAGGCCCGGCAUCGAGGACACCUUGCGCACAGACAUGACCUUCCUGGUGCUGGGGGCGCGGCUGCUGGAGGCUGCCAGCCCUUCCUUAUCUCGCACCUCCCUGGCGGCCAUGCUCUCCGACUUCCGGACCUCGGUCCUGGGCGAGGCAAACCUGGAGGCUGAGGCCCGGCACAUGGCCGCCUUCAGCGCCUACCUGGACGCCAGCGGCGCGCGGCGCCUGGCCACCUGCCCCGAGCCCUACCCCGCCUUCUCCAGCCGCCGGGUGCUGGUCAUGGACCUGCUGGAGGGCGUCCCCCUCACCGACGCUGCGGUCGUGGUCGCGCACGCGCCGGGGACGGACCCGGAAGCCGUGCUCCGCGCGGCGCUGGACACCUGGACCGGCUCCCUACUGGCCUGCGAGACGUUCCAUGCCGACAUUCAUGCAGGCAACCUGCUGGUACUGCGCGACGGCCGGGUGGGCUUCAUCGACUUUGGCAUCGUGGGCUCCGUUUCGCCCGUCACCUGGGCGGGCGUGCGUGCGCUGGGCCAGGCCCUAGUCGCCGGCGACUGGGCGGCCGCCGCCGCGGCCCUGGCCACCGUGGGCGUCACCGAGGCGCAGGUCAGUGUGCAGGGCCUGGCGGCCGACCUGGCGGGGCUGGCGGGGCGGCUGGGGGAGCUGGACGCGGCCGCGGUGCUUUCCUCCAUGGAGGGGGGCCCCAGCGCCGGGGCCCUUGAGGCCAUCGAGCCGCAGAUAAACAAGAUCCUGGUGGACCUCACGAGCAUGGGUGAGAAGCACGGCAUCCGCUUCCCACGCGAGUUCGGCUUGCUGAUCAAGCAGCUCCUCUACUUUGACCGGUACACCCGGAUUCUGGCCCCAUCCCUUAGCGUGUUUGAUGGCAAGAAAGAGGUCCAACCACAUGACUACAUCGAUGUCUGA
Messenger RNA from Auxenochlorella protothecoides, 1455 nucleotides. Its product is annotated as putative aarF domain-containing protein kinase, chloroplastic. The record is from RefSeq and is a predicted model, not a curated record. NCBI's taxonomy places the organism in Eukaryota, Viridiplantae, Chlorophyta, Trebouxiophyceae, Chlorellales, Chlorellaceae. Bases 1 to 1455 code for a protein of 484 amino acids. Gene Ontology annotation, molecular function: protein kinase activity; ATP binding. The transcript has 7 exons. Gene Ontology annotation, biological process: protein phosphorylation.